Molecule: messenger RNA, 1367 nt
Organism: Sorghum bicolor (sorghum)
Lineage: Eukaryota; Viridiplantae; Streptophyta; Magnoliopsida; Poales; Poaceae
Product: lipase 1
Exons: 4
Coding region: 162-1139 (325 amino acids)
Molecular function (GO): catalytic activity
Source: RefSeq, a predicted model, not a curated record
UGCCAUUAAUUUUAAUUGUAAUAAAGUGCACGGACGGUCUCCAUUUAUAAUCUGUCUCAUCCAUCCGGACUCCCGCCCGUAAAGACACCAACCCACCUCUCGAUCCAGGUCCAGGGACGCCGCUACCCGCCGCCCUCCCUGCACCCACGCCACGCCACGCCAUGCCGACGCUGGGCAUCGCGCCGCUGCUGGACGCCUACUUCCGGCGCCGCUUCGCCGCGGCGGGGCUCGUCGAGGCCACCGUCCCGCUGGACGGCGGCGCCACCACGGUCCACUGCUGGCGCUUCCCGCCGGGGCCGGGCGCCGCCGCCGACGGCGAGGGCGACGCGCGCCCCGUCCUGGUGCUCCUGCACGGCUUCGGCCCCCCGGCGACGUGGCAGUGGCGGCGCCAGGUGGGCCCGCUCUCGCGCCGGUUCCGACUCAUCGUGCCAGACCUCCUCUUCUUCGGCGGCUCGUCCACCACGUCGUCGGCCGCGCCCGGCGCCGGGCGGGUCUCCGAGGCGCAGCAGGCGGAGGCGGUGGCGAAGCUCGUGGCGGCCGUAGUGGCGGGGGCGCCGGCGCGCGUGUCGGUGGCCGGCACCAGCUACGGCGGGUUCGUGGCGUACCACGUGGCGCGGCUGCUGGGCCCCGCCGUGGUGGAGCGCGUGGUGAUCGCCAGCUCCGACCUGCUCAAGGCCGCCGACGACGACCGCGCCCUCCUCCGCCGCGGCGGCGCCGAGCGCGUCGAGGACGUCAUGCUGCCGCGCUCCCCGGAGCAGAUGCGGCGACUGCUGCAGCUCGCCUAUCACCGCCCGCGUCGCUUCACGCCGGGCUUCGUCCUCCGCGACUUCGUCCAGUAUCUGUACAGCGACAAAGUUGAAGAGAAGAAGGAGCUAAUCAAGGGGAUAACACUGGGUAACAAAGACAAAUUCCAGCUUACACCUCUCCCCCAGGACGAAGUUCUUGUGUUAUGGGGAGAGCAUGAUCAAAUAUUCCCUGUCGAGAAGGCAUUUGAAGUCGCAAGGAAACUUGGAGCAAAUGCUAGGUUGGAGGUCCUCAAGGACACCGGCCACAUGCCUCAGGAAGAGGAUCCAAAGCGGUUCAAUGAGGCAAUCCUGAACUUCUUGCUUCCAGCUCCAAAGUCCUCUUUGCAAUCGUAACGCGAUGUGAAUAGUUAUUCAGGCCCAAGGAUCACUGGGACAGUUCAUAAUUUAAGAUAAGAUGCAUUCUGCCUGAUUAAUGCAAUUAUUUGUUGGUUUGAGACUUCCAAGGUUGAUGAAAUCGGAAAUUAAAUAUGCUAUGGUGAUUGCUAUUUAUCCGUCAACAGUUUUCUUCCCCACUGAAUGCUUGCAUGUGUCAUUUCUUAUGCUAUUCAGCAUGUUCCUGUU